Molecule: messenger RNA, 1939 nt
Organism: Lecanosticta acicola
Lineage: Eukaryota; Fungi; Ascomycota; Dothideomycetes; Mycosphaerellales; Mycosphaerellaceae
Source: the annotation of a GenBank genome assembly
AUGUAUGUCUUUCUGAGAGACCGUUCAACGCAGACGCUCAUUGAGACGUGUGCCCAGUUCGCCGAACAAAACUGGACGCUGCCUAUCGAAAUGGCUACACGCGCCGUGACGACUCCCGACCUACAAAACUACCACUCCACCGCAAGCACACCGAGUCUGAGGAGCAGAGAGCCCGUCGAUAGCAUGGAGAGGCCGUACACACCGCCAGACGGCGACGCAGGAAAUGUCAAGGUCGUUGUGCGCGUGCGCAAAUUCAUCAAGAGAGGUGGGACAGAUAUUGCACAUACGUGUGGAUUCGUUGCUGAUACGGGAAGCAGAGCUAGAGAAGAAGUCACCAUGUAUCAUAAAGAUGGACUCGAGGACUCAGGAGACAACGCUAUGUCCGCCGAUGCUCACACAAGAUGAAGAGAAAAGUUCAAAGAAGACAUACCGAGAGCAAUCCUUCACCUUCGACAAGUCGUUCUGGUCACACAGCGAGGCGGAUCCACACUUCGCAGGCCAGACUGAUGUCUAUGCAUCCUUUGGAGAAGAGUUUCUUGACCACAACUUCGAUGGAUACCACACAUGUAUCUUCGCGUACGGUCAGACGGGAAGCGGCAAGUCGUACACCAUGAUGGGUACCCUCGAUCAGCCUGGCCUCAUUCCACGAACUUGCAGAGGACUGUUCGAGAGGAUCGAAGCGGAGCAGAACGGCAGUAUAACGUACAACGUCCACGUUUCAUACUUUGAGAUCUACAACGAGCAUGUGAAGGAUCUGCUCACACCACGCACCAAUCCGCCGACAUACCUCAAGAUCCGAGAGAGCAAGAGCGAUGGCGUCUACGUGCAGAACUUGACCGACGAGCCUGUGAAGAGCUACGAGGAUAUCGAGAGACUCAUGAAGAUGGGAGACAUGAAUCGAACGACCGCAAGCACCAAGAUGAACGACACCUCUUCCCGCUCACAUGCCGUUUUCACCCUCACACUCAAGCAGAUCCAACACGACAUCGCAACAGACAGCACAAUCGAGCGGCUGGCCCGCAUGAGACUUGUCGACCUGGCAGGCUCCGAACGAGCUAACCGCACCGAAGCCACAGGCCAGCGACUCCGCGAAGGAGGCAACAUUAACCAGUCUCUCACUACACUUGGCCGAGUAAUCGCAGCCCUCUCGGACCCAAAGCGUCAAAUGGCAUCUCGCAAGCCCGGACUUCAAAAUCAAACCAAGCGCCGGCUCGAAGUCGUUCCAUACCGAGACUCGGUCCUCACUUGGCUGCUCAAGGACUCUCUCGGCGGCAACAGCAAGACCGCCAUGGUGGCUUGCAUUUCCCCGACAGAUUACGAAGAAACGCUCUCUACUCUCCGCUACGCCGACCAAGCCAAGAAGAUCCGCACCAAGGCCCAUGUCAACCAGGACGCUGUUUCGGCCGCAGAGCGCGAUGCCAAGAUCCUCGAAAUGCAAGAAGUGAUCAAAUCACUACAACUCUCUGUCAACGCGGCCGCAGUCCGCAAGCGCGACGAGGCAGACCGUGCUCGCGACGAAUUGGAAGACUACCAACGCCAGGUCAACAAAAUGCAACGCGCCAUGGAGGAAUCUCGCGCCGUAUCGGAAGUCAAGAUCCGCGCUCUCACGCAGGAAGUCGACGAGCUUCGCCCGCAGAAUGAAGCUCUGCAGAUCGAAAUCGAAGCUCUGCGCAGACAUUUGGCGCUUGCAGUAGGGGAAUUGAAGAACCCGAUUGUUCUGCCGGAGGGUCUUGGGGAUGAUGACGCGGAAUCUGGAGAUGAAGACCGUGAUAGUGGCGUGGGCGAGGACUUCAGUGACGGGGAAGAAAAGGACGCGUUUGAGCAAGCGCUGUGGCAGCAGGAGGUGGAAUCCCUGAUGACGGAUUUGGGACUUUUCAAGAGAAAGGUUGCGGACGAUAAGGCGAGGUUUCCGCAUCCUGAGGGGGUACAGGUCAUUUGA